UUUUUUUUUUCUUGACAUGACCAAAGUCUUACUUGGAUCUACGGUGUGAAAAUGUGGACUAGCUACAGAAAUGAGCUUUUUCCCAAAAAGAAGAAAAAAGAGGAUAAAGUGUCUGUAUCAUUUCCAGCAAUAAGCAAAGGCCCAGUUUCACUUUGUCAGAAUCCAGCCACAACACUGAGCAAAGACACAACAGCUCCCAUCACAGUGGGUUCUAUGGGUUAUAAAACUGAAGCUUUACAUGAUCAACUGCAUCAAUCAGGGAAAUCCCCAAAUUUCCCUUUCAUAGACAACAGACUAACAGCUGUAAUCCACCAAGGCCAGUUUAUGAAGGUCAAAGCUGUGAGUCCUUUACUCGAUCUGCACGAACAUGAAAAACACCUGAAGACUCACCAGAGUUACUCAGAAGCAUGGAGGCCCUUGUGGAAAACAGUGAUGAGGAAAAAGAAGAAAUGGAGGGGAAACACAAAUAUACCGAUGAUAGGACGUGUUUAUCUAAUAUGUCCAACACAGAUGAUGUAGAGAAAACAAUGGGUGACAAAAGCCUGCCAAUGAUGAGCAACUUGAGUGACUUAAUGACCAAGGAGAUCCAAGAGGCAGAGGAACCACCGCUAUUUCUAGAAAAGAAGAGGUUCAUGGUCUAUAUAUGUGGAGGAUAUAAAGACUCAGUUGAAGAAAGGGCUGCACUCAUGGAGAAUGUGUACCCCCUGCUGUAUCUGUACUGUAAACAGAGAGGCUACGACUUCAGCAUGGUUGACCUCCGCUGCAGUGUUAGAAACCCUUUUUCUGAACACCACGACACUGUCCAGCUCCAUGUGGAGAGUCUCCAGCGAUGUCAGGGAACACUGGGUCCAAACUUUUUUUUGUUCGUUGGACAAAAACAUGAAGUCCAAAGCCUUCCCUCUAGUCUCUCCAAGAAGACUUUUGAAGCCAUCCUGACAGUUUUGGAGAAAGAGUGGGUCCAGAUGUCCAAGGGGAAACUAGUGGACGAGUUCUCUGAAUCAGGCUCUCAGUCCAGUAUCGCCACAGAGAGCAGCACCGGCAGUUUUGUCCAUGAAUCCAUUUACGGAAACUAUCUGAAUUUUGGAGAUGAGGUUACGAGUUCAGGGCUGUUGAGCCAGGGUUCAUUCAGCUCAGGGUCAGAUGGAGAGGAGGCCAGACUCAGCCCUGUGGGAGUGAGGAGUCUGGAGGAUGUGGAACAAGACCAAACAGUACUCCAAAUGUGGUACAAGCUCGAUGAAAACUGCAUUCCACCAAUCUACCGCUUGCUUCCCAUCAGCUUUCACCUUCCUGGCAUGUUGAGUGUGGACAGGCAGGACAGGAAGGAAGCCAGGAAAGACUGGAGAGAUACAUGUCAGAGACUGGGGGCGGUUUUACAACACAGUGCUAUGGAGGCUCUGGGACAGGAAGAGGCAUCUGUAUUACUCAGAACAGUUCUGGACUGGGAGGUAGAGACAGGUCUGCAGACUGUAGCUCAGGCUCCACCAGAGGAUCACUGUCACUGUUACAAGAGAGUCAUCCCAGACCUUUUCUACAACCUGAAGAACAAACACGCCACCCACUACGCUGACCUGCUCAAAGGACAAGCUAAGCUGGAUCCAGUCCUCAAAACAGCGCAGCAGCGUUUCAUGGACAGGAUCCAUAAAAAGCUGCGUCACACCAACAUCUAUGAGCGUAGUGUGUCCUGGGGACGGAACGGCCUGGAUCCCAAAAACAACCGAUCGCACCAGUUCUACACCGAACGCAUCUGUUCCCACGUUCAACGGACUAUCAUCAGCUCCUUGAACAGAGUCAUAAAGAUCCCCAAAAUCGAAGGCACCUUUGACGUGGUGAGGAGAGAAGUUGUCAGAGCUCAGAUACAUGAAGAGAUUCAGCGUCACAUUGACCAUGGACGUCACCUGUGGCGGAAGUGCACACUGAGACAGGCUUUCCUAGAUGAUGUCCAGAAAACAGUGGAGCACUCAUCAUGCAGACCUGUCCUCCUGCUGGGACCACCAGGCUGGGGGAAAAGCACCGUCAUGGCUGCAUUAGCUGAGCUGGCACCCACAUGGAUACCAGGAGAUGUAAAGGUGUUCAUCCACUUCGUUGGUUUCACUGGAGAGAGUAGAAAUAUUCGUCUAGUCCUGCAGAGUCUGUGUGUUCAGCUGGUUGAAGCCUACUGUCCACAAACACAGCUGUCAGAGGGUUUUCCUCAGCUGGUCAAUGAGUUCUACUCUCUGCUCGGUUAUGUGGGAGCAGAGAGGCCCCUGGUGGUCCUUCUGGAUGGGUUGGAUGAGCUGUCAGAGGAACACGGUUCAGACCUGUCCUGGAUCUCAACUGCUCUUCCUCCACAUGUCCACAUCAUUCUUUCUGCCACCACUGACUCUGCCUGCACUCAAACCCUGCAGACUGCUCAUCCCAUCAUCCUGUCCCUCCCUCCACUCAGCGUCACUGAAAUCACAGCGUUCUUAGAGGCCAAACUCCGAGCUGACCGACGCCGUCUGCAGGAGCAGCAGUGGCAGGUGCUGGUCCAGGCCUGUGAGUCCUGUCCAUCUCCACUUUAUCUGGAAGCAGCCUAUGGUGAGAGUUUGCACUGGACGUCGUACUCCCUCCAGAGCAGCCUGAGCCUCCCGGUCAGCCUGGAAGGUCUCUACCUGGGCCUGCUGACCCGGCUGGAGAGAGACCUGGGCAGGCAGCUGGUGAGACGGGCUUCCACUGUUAUAUCCAUCUCACUCUGGGGAGUCACUGAAGAGGAAAUGCUGCAUCUUCUGUCUAAAGAUGAAAAGGUUCUCCAGGAAGUGACCUCAGCACACCCAGCUCCCUCAUCCAGCCCUCGUAGGGUGCCUUAUGUGUUGUGGGUUCGGUUGAAACGUAAUCUGGGUCUUCACCUGUCUGAGGUCUACACAGAUGGAACGUGGGUGUAUCGCUGGACACACUCUGAACUGGGUCGUGUGUGCAUUAAGAAUUAUUUUAGAACAAAGGCAUCUGCUAUGGCUCUGCAUGCAGACUAUGCUGACUACUACAGAAGUAAGUCACAAAAUGCACACAUCUUUCAGCCACUGGCAUGGACACUGAAUGAGGAAGAAGAUGGUAGUGGUAUGGCUAAGAUUUACAGAUUCAAUCUGAGGAAGCUUCGUGGGUUACCCUACCACCUGGUCCACUCAGGACAGAUCAUACCCUUCCUGACUGAGUGUCUUUUCAACUACGAGUUCCUGCUUCAUAAAGUCUGGGGUUUGUCUGUUCUGGAUAUAGAGGAGGAUCUGAAGAAGGCUGUUCUGCCAGACAAAGAACUGGUGGAUGUGGAGGUGAUGUCCAAGACUCUGGGCUUAUCCCGCAUUGUCCUCCAGCAGGACCCGUGUCAGCUAGCCUCACAGCUGGUGGGUCGCCUGGGACAAAUGAUUAUGGAGGACCGUCCUCUCGCUAGAGGUGACCCUCUGAAGUUCAGAUACCUCCACGCUUUACUGGCUCAGUGUGUCCAUUCGUCCCUACCUGUGCUGCUGCCCUCGUCCACCUGUCUGCUGCCGCCCAGAGACCUCCAACACACCCUGCUGGCAGGUCAUUUGAACACCGUGACGGCUCUUGGAGGAGGCCAAAGUGGAGUCUUAGCUGUUACCUGUGAAGCCAACGGAAGUCUGAAGUUUUGGGACCUGGAGCAGAGGCGGAUCAUCAAGGACCUGGAUCCUGCAGGAGGAUUUGUGGGAGAUUCCCUCAAUCUUGGUCUGGAAGAUCAGAUGGUCAUAGUCCGGAUGGGGCACUGUCUGCAAGUUAGAGAUGUGGAAUCUGGGAAUGUUGUGUAUUCAGAGAGCGAUUCAAUUGACGUUCCUAUCCUCACCACAACAUGUGAUGGACGGCUUCUGGUGGUUUUCUAUGAUGGAACUCCUCUAGUUAAGGUGUUUGACCUGGCCUCAUCCUGCUCUCUGCUGCACUCUAUUAAAAUUUCCAUGGAGCAUGAGCCAAUCCACAAAGACAGCUCUCUUCUCCUGUCCAGCAACUCCAUCCAAGACUAUGUCCUCUUCGCCUACAGGUUUGUGAGUGUGCACUGUCAUUCAGUAUUGAGCAUGCUCAGAAGUUUGCUCUUAGUAGGUGAAGCUGAUAUUCGCCUACGGCUACAGGUUAUAGUGUUUCACGUUAAGCUUACGCCGUGACCAAACACUUUUGCAUUAUAUUUUUAUGUGUGUAAUUUGUUCUGAUCGUACCAAAAGGAAUCCACUAUAGCAUCAUGUUCAUGAUUUAUGAGCCACACGUGUCAACAAGUCUCCUUGAUCUCAUACAUACUUGUCAUCACAUAUCCCUGUGUUAACAAGCUGUGAAAUCAGGCCUCCUGGCUUAGCAUCCAGACUAAUUUCUCCUCCGGCUUAGGUGUAAAUUAUUAAGACAGUCUGCUUCUCAGUUGCCUCAGUGUUCUGAUAAAGCACAGAGAUGAUGAUGCUUCAAUACUUUGGCUCCAAUCAUCAUGGAAAUAAUGAAUAAUACCAGAGCUGAUGACCAGAGGAUGGCAGCAAGAUAAUACAUUCCCAUGUCAAGUUGUUUUAUUAGCAGUGACGCAGGAGCUUUUAGACUAAUUAGUGCAGAAGCCAUACCUUCACACCUGACAGGAUGGAGGAUC
Messenger RNA from Sphaeramia orbicularis (orbiculate cardinalfish), 4582 nucleotides. RefSeq names its product NACHT domain- and WD repeat-containing protein 1. The coding region runs from base 408 to 4121 and encodes 1237 amino acids. The transcript is spliced from 21 exons. Gene Ontology annotation, molecular function: protein binding. The record is from RefSeq and is a predicted model, not a curated record. Lineage: Eukaryota; Metazoa; Chordata; Actinopteri; Kurtiformes; Apogonidae.